CCCUCCACCGCCUCCGAUCUCACAUUCUCGCAUCCAACUUGAGGCCUUGGCAGCGGCGGCGGACUCGCAAGCAGAGAUGAAGGUGAUCGCGGCGUAUCUCCUCGCAGUUCUCGGCGGCAACUCUCAUCCCUCCGCUGGCGACAUCACGUCCAUCCUUGAAUCAGUGGGAGCGGAGGUAGACGUGAAGAGGAUAAAUCUUUUCCUGUCGGAAGUUGAGGGGAAGGACAUCACGGAGCUCAUCGCCGCUGGAAGGGAGAAGUUCGCCUCGGUCCCGUCGGGAGGCGCCGUGGCGGCCGUCUCGGUCGCCGGCGCUGGUGGUGCUGCUGCGGGCUCUGCCCCGGCCGAGGAGCCGAAGAAGGAGGAGAAGGUCGAGGAGAAGGAGGAAUCCGACGACGAUAUGGGCUUCAGCUUGUUCGAUUGACGGGGUAUCGAGUAUCUAUUUAUGCUUAGCUUACUUAAAAAUCCUUUGCUUAGAUUUAGUCGAGGAAAAGUGGUGUCUUGUUUCCGAAUUCCGUCUUAUUUAAACUUUUGUGUAAGACUUGAAGAAAUAUGUCUUGAGUUCACGUAGUGCAACUUUUUCUAAGCCUUUCCCCAAUAUAUUUAUCUUAUUGCUUC
Molecule: messenger RNA, 615 nt
Organism: Musa acuminata AAA Group (dessert banana)
Lineage: Eukaryota; Viridiplantae; Streptophyta; Magnoliopsida; Zingiberales; Musaceae
Product: large ribosomal subunit protein P2A-like
Exons: 3
Coding region: 77-421 (114 amino acids)
Biological process (GO): cytoplasmic translational elongation
Cellular component (GO): cytosolic large ribosomal subunit; ribosome
Molecular function (GO): structural constituent of ribosome
Source: RefSeq, a predicted model, not a curated record